AAGAUCUGUAUUAUUUAUAAAUUAUAUUGGAAUUAUUAGAUCUACUAGAGUUUGAAUCUAGAUCUAUAUUGACUAUAUUAUAUUUAGAUCUAGAAUGUAAAAGUACAAUCUAUAUAUAUAAUUCUGUUCUUCGCUCAACAGUUUGGACAAGAAGAAGAAUUAAAGGAAAGAUCACUCUCUUAUUUCUGUGGAUAGUCACCCCACGAAAAAACAAGGGGGGGGGGGGGGGAAGAACAUGUGGUAUUGACACGUCGUUACGGAUGGCUGCCUGGUCGUGAGGUUUGCCCCCUGGACUGUCAAACCCAGGUUUGGACUAGGAAGUAAACUAUCUUCAACUCUGAAGGAACAUCCGAAACAUUUUACAGACAAACAUUUUAGAAACACUACAUAGCAGCUCUGGACUUAACCAUUUUGACCAAGAAGUCAUGGAAAGAGAACAAGUAAUCUACUAUGUAUAUUUACAGGUCACUACAUAGCAGGGCCGGACUUAACAAUUGUGGGGCCCUAUGUGAAACGGAUUUCGCAAGGCCAAGUUUGGAGAUCUUGUGUCUAUAGGACUUUUAGACUAUGGCCUGCCAAGAUUACUUUGUACCAUCAGAAGUGGCUAGAUUAAUUCUUGGAUAUCUAAGAGAGAGAAAUUUUCAUAAAUCAUUUAACACGUUUUUAAGAGAAUGUCCAGACCUUACUGAAUAUUGGCAGCUAUUAAGGGCGGGUAAAAAUCCAGCUACAACAAUUUUAGGAUAUGGGCUUACAGAAAUCCUGAACGAGUUUGCAAAGUGCAAAUUAAAUUCUCUCGCCUCAGUCUGUUGUACUCAACGAUAUGCUGCUAGUGUAUUGCCAACAGCCGUUCAUAACAAUGUACAGAUUGUUGAGGCUGACAUUCAGAAAUGCUUGGAAGAAGAACAAAGAGAAAAGUCAAAGAAAGAAAAGAAGAGAGUGUCUGAUCAGAAAAGGGAUUGGAAACGUUCAUCACAGAAUAGGCGGAAAAUCUACCAGCCAGAAAGAAGAGCAGAUAAUCCUAGUCUUCUACCACAGCAGAAUUCUUCUACUUCUACUGUGCCAGAUAAUCCCACUUUACUUCAAGAGAAUACACCUAUCAGCAGACCUGUAAUGAACAAUGAGAGGCUACAAAGUAGUUUUUCCACAAGUAUUCAGCACUGUCCAGGGGAUGAAAGUCUAGGGUUUUCUGUUGGAAAAGUCAUAAAUGAGGAAGCCAAAAAAUCUGAUGAGUUUGAGUUCCUAGAUAAACUUUUAGAAGAAACCCAACUCCACGAGAAGCUGGCUGAAAAUAUCAAUAAAGCUUUAUCUAAUGUUGAAGUUGAUAAUACAUCAAGUGCUUCUGUGGCUGCUGAUAUCACUUCUCACUUGAAUACAAACCAUAAAGAUCUAGAUAUCAAUCAAGUUAUUGCCAUGACAGAAUCUGAUCCAGCAUUUCAAAGUUUUCUGAAGUUGUUUCAACACGCUUCUGCUGUUCCAAUCAAUCACUUUGACAUUACAGACAUUGAAGGCACAGAUAAUAAUACAAGACACGCUCCUGAAGUCUCAGUUUUUACUAUAGAACAACUGCCUCAAGUCUCAGAUAUUACUACAGGACAUGCUCCUGAAAUCUCAUAUAUUACUACAGGGCCUGCUCCUGAAGUCUCAGAUAUUAUGACAAGACAGUCUACAAACUUUCCUAAUCAAAAAGUUUCAAAAGCGACAAGUUUCCCUCCAGUUACUUCAGCAUCCCCAAGCAUAGUUCAGAAUCAGCCUGUUACAGUUUUAACAACUAAACAUGGCUCUUCUGGUCUCUUUAAUGGAAAAGUGGAAAUUGAACUUAACACUAAAUUAUUGUCAUCAUUGCCAGACCCUAGUAUAAAUAGACAAGCUGAAGAAACAAUUAAUUGUUCUGAAAUUUCUAAUGACAAAGAUACAAAAGAUGUUACACUUGUAAAUGAAAAUUCCCUCAUUGAUGCCUCAAGAGAGUUAAAUAGUUCAACUUUAUGUGAAGUUGCUGAUACUGUACAUAAUGGAAAAGUGGAAAUUGAACUUAACACUAAAUUAUUGUCAUCAUUGCCAGACCCUAGUUUAAAUAGACAAGCUGAAGAAACAAUUAAUUGUCCUGAAAUUUCUAAUGACAAAGAUACAAAAGAUGUUACACUUGUAAAUGAAAAUUCCCUCAUUGAUGCCUCAAGAGAGUUAAAUAGUUCAACUUUAUGUGAAGUUGCUGAUACUGUACAUAUUGAAGAAGAAAACUUCCCAUCUAUAUCUAGUAGUCUAAAGAGAACUAAGGAGGCAACUACAAGUUAUAGUACACCACCAUGUGCUACAACUACAAGUAAUAGUGCACCACCAUGUGCUACAACUACAACUGAUUGUCCUGUCAGUGGAUCAAAAUCAUCUGAUGAUCAAGUUUUCUUAGACUCUAAAACCUUGAAUGCUACUACAGAAUCAAUGUUUACAUCUGCUGUUUCAAGUGAUAAUGACAAUCCAAGUUUGCAUGAAUGUAUAACUGGUCAGAUACAAAACAUUUCUUCAGACAGUGGCACUUGUGUAAGUGCUGGCCACAUACAAACCUUUGAACAAGGUAUAUCAUAUCCUGAUGCUGUGCUUGUGAAACCUGUAGGUAUUUUGAUAGACAAAUGUUUGUCAGAGCGUCUCUCUUUGUUCACAUCAAAUGAUGAUAUGGAUAAUGAAAGCAACCUGAAGAUAACUGUUAAUAACAGUAGUCAUUCACAUAGACCACGAAAAUCUAAAACUAAACCAGUCAAGAAAAAUCAAAUUCAGAAUAUUAAUACUUACAAGAAACAAGAAAACCAUGAAAGUGGUAGUACUGUCAACCCAACACCUCUAACAGAAGCUGAUUUGAACCCAUCAGCCCUAACAGAAGCUGGUUUAAACCCAGUAACCACAACAGAGAAUGAUAUCCACCCCUUAGCCACAACACAUCUUAAUGUCAAGCCCAUGACCUCAACAGAGAUUGAUAAUAAUGGUAUAGCCACUAUAGAGGUUGAUAUCAACCCCAUUGCCACAAUGCAUUCUGACAUCAAGCCUUUAACUACAAAAGUUCCUGAACUCAAGCCCUUGGAAGCAAUGCAGCCUGAUAAAGAAGUUAGUUGUGAUCAAAAUAAACAUGCAGGAACCAGAGUUGUAUUAAAUGGGCUAUUAUCUGAUGCUAGCAUUGCUGCCACCCAUUUUGUGACACUGAGCUCACCUCCAUUUUAUACUAUGCAAACCUCAGAUGACUAUUCUCCAAGGAAAUUGGCUGAGGGUGCUUUGAAGGAACCAAACAGUUCCAGUCUUCCAGCUUCACUAAAUUACAUAGACGCACCAGACAAUCAGUCUUCAGCAUUUACCCAAGUCAAAUGUUACAGUUUUGCCCACAGAGAGAGAGCUGCACACACCAGGAGAACUGUUAUAUCUGUCCACAGUGAACAUGUUCCAUUCACUCCUCAUCAUUGUAGAAAGCUCCCCAGUAGAAGAAUCAGACCCACUAAUUUAAAAUCAGUUCAUAUUCCAUCUUCAUUAGGCUUGUCUCUCACACCUAAUUUUCAUAUCAGAAAGACACCAAUGCAUUUAUCUACCCAAUCUGAAACCUUUGUGCAUAAUGAAAGUGGAAAAACAUUACAAGAAACCCAUUCUGAAACAUCAUUGCACAAAGAAUACACAAAAUUACCAGAAAACUUUUCAGCAUUCUCUGAAAUAUCAUUACAUCAAGAAUGCAAAAAAGCACCACUGGAUACCCAUUCUGAUAGAUCCUUUUUUAAUGUCAACAAACAGACAUGUAAUCAGACACUAUCUACUGAUCAAACUCUAUCAGAGAUAGCAUUACUCAAGGAAAAUAGAAAUAACAGAAAACUGACACAGUCUAGCACAUCAUUGUCAAAAGACUGCAGACAGACAUCUAAGCAAACCCAGUCUGCAAGAAAGUCUUCAGAUCUCAACAUUGCUGACUUAGAAGCUUUGGGAAUUAAGCUACCUCCAAGUCCAUCUAAAAGAAAGCCUAGAAGAAUUCAAACAAUUCAACUCACUUCUAGUUUUAAUCACACAUCCAAUAAGUCAAAUGAAGCUUCAAAAGUUGGCCAGAAUUCUCCCUCCUUGGAUGAUGCCAAGACAGUGACCAGCAGCUCAGAUUUCACUGCAUCUCAGUCUGAAAUAGAAGCCUUUCGGAUGCUUUCUCUGUUGACUUCAUCAUAUACCAAACCACAGCCUAGGCAGGAAAUAACAUCUACCAACCAUAUGCUGCACCAUGAUCAUGCUACAUUUCACCAAGAGGGAGUUAACAUUUAUACUGUAGCACAGAAAUGUAGCAAUGAUGGAGAAAAGCUUGAAAAAGAUAAAACAGAUAUUAUCUUCUGUUCUCGAAUAGCUGAGCCUUAUCAAGAAACAUCAACUGACACUAAUGCUAGUAAAUCAUUUGCUGUAGUUGGCUUGAUGGAGUACCCAACAUUGAGAUCUAAUGAAGACAAAUUGAAUAUUAAUUUUCAUAGUAUUACUGAGAAUAAACCAAAUAGUGACAAAAUUGAAGAGUUUCACCCAACAAAUGAUCUAGACAACGUGGUACAGAAUGAAAACAUUAAUUGUAAGCAACAGAAUGAAGCAAUUCACCAUAUUGCAGUUACUAAGGGAGAUGACAGAGGUCUUUCAAAGUGUCUGUCAGGAGCCCUGAGAAUAGCUCAUGAUCUGGACUGUAUUAAUCACUCACAAUCAGUUCAUUUAAAGGAUACAGAAAGCCAAAACUACUCACAGAAUUGGACGAGUCCAAAAAACAAUCAACAUGAAGACCUAACAUUAUUUCCAACUGUCCCAGAUGAACGAAGCUUGUUAUAUCAGGCCAUGACAGAAUGUCAAUUACCCACUGCUGAAAUCAGCAGUAUUACUGAACCAACUAUAGAAAAUCAUCAAACAGCUUUAUCUACAUCAUUGAAACAAGAUGCUCUUGUUUCCUGUAGAGAUAAACUUUCAAAUGAAAAUAUUCAAGUAGAGGGGAAAGGUGAAAAUAAACUGUCUACCAACAGAAAAAGUCAUACCUCUGAUAGAAAGAGUCGCUCUAGUGAUAAAAAGCUGUUGUCAAAGCUGUCUCCUGGCAGCCAUAAACCAGCCAAAAUUUUGCCUAAACUUUCUUCUACUACAGAGACAGAGAAAUUACUUUUAUUAAAUCAGGCAUUUAACUUUCCAGCUAUUCUACCAGCUCAACCAUCUCCAGCAUUGAGGUUAGAAAGUUCUGCCCUGACUUGCGCUAGCCCAAUCCAGGUGGUUGAAUCUAACAACAGAUCAGUUAUAACACUACCACCUGAAUACAGUGCACUCUUUCAGUCAUUGCUAGGGGAAGUUGGUAUUACUAAUCAAGGUAUCAGUAAUGCAUCACAGUCCUCAUUAGUGACUGGUUCACUAACUAAAGGACAGGGCUCUGGAAAGAAAUCUUCUAGAAGAAAAAAAAAUGAAAAACAUAUAAUUGCUGCUGACAAUACAUCUAUUAAUCCCAUUGAUUUGACUAUGUCUGUUCAAGCUAGUAGCAUAGUAACACAUACAGUCAAAAGUGAAACUGCAUCUAGGUCAAGUAAGAAAUCAUCUCGUAAAGAAAAUUUAAUAAAAAAUCAGACAGAAAUUGAUAAAAGCACUAAAGUGAGUACAAAUAAAGCUGCUAGUGUCAAUCAAAAGUCCAAAGUUGAUCAAAAAGAGCUAUUGUGUAAGAAAGAUGCUGUUGAAAAGAAAAGUAAAGAGAAAAUGUCCCAUGAAAACUCUGCAACUGAGUCAGUUCAGGAUGUGACAACUUCUUCUAUAGCUGAUGUUCAUCAACACUCUCAAGACAUUGUAAAAUCUGAUACAGAUGUCACUCUGCUGUCCAAACAUAAAAAUAAUUUCACUAAGUCUCUCAAUUCACCAACAAAGUAUCAACAUUCACCAGAAGGUAAUCUCACAAAAGCACAAGUUCAACCAAAUACCAUCAAAAAGAGAAAAAAGUCAUUAGAGAAAAACACAGAAAGUAACAAGAAACGAAGAACAGAACCAUUGUCCCCUCCCCUCAUUACACCAGCUGCAAACAAAGUCAGGAAUAAUGAACAUUCAGAGAUAAAAGCCAGUCAGGACAAGCACAAAAAUGUUUCAAGAAGAAGUAAAGAAAAAGCAACUGAGCAUAGACAUUCCCUUGAAACCAAACAUGAUCUAAAGAUCAAAGAUGAAUUGGACAAAGACAAACUCCACAGAAGGUCUAAGAAAUCACAACAUAUCACUAGGGAAGUAAUAUUGGACCAUGAUAAAUUAGAAAGUGAAAUAGUUUUGACAGAAAAAAAACAAGACAAGAAGAAAAAGAACAUCUCUCCUAGGAUAGAAAAUGUAAAUUUAAAGACACAAUCAUCUGAUCGAGGUAAUAAAAAACACCAGAAUUUCACGUCUCAUGAACAUGUGAAUUCAAAAAAUGUAAGCCUGGGUAAGGAUCUUUCAUCUAAAAAUUCACAUACAAACUCUCGAGAAGGAAAUGAAAAAUGUCAGCCUCAAGAAAAAGUUACAAUUAGUUCAGACUUUAAAGUACAUAAUCUGAGUGCUAAAGGAAAAGGUCCACUUGUCUAUGUUGGUACUUUCAAUAUGCCACAUUUACAACAAGUCUUUCAAACACAAGAAAAAUCUCAAGUGCCUCCUUCUCAAGGUGACACUAUAGUCCAACAUUCUGUAGAUAAGUGCAAGGUAAAUCUUUCACAAGACAAGCCCAAAGUUCAUUCUGCACAAGAUCAACCUAAAGUCCUAACUAAAAUCCUUCAUUCUGAAAAUAAACAAAUUGAGCCCCUAGUCCAUCAACAAGAUCAACUCAAAAUCCUUCAAGUCCAUCAGUCUCAAGAUAAACCCCAAGUCCUUGACUCAAAACAUCACCCUAAACCCCAACAUUCACAAAGUGAACCCAAAACAAAAAUCCUAGAAGAAAAAUGCAAUAACUUGUCUGAGAAAAUACAAAGCAAAGUAAGUCAGGCUAAGAAAGCAACUAAUCCUACUGAAAAUAAAAAGGAAAAUAAAAUUUCUGUCUCAGCAAGUUCUUCCAUUCUGAAAACUGAGAGUUGCACUGUAAGUACCAAUUAUAGAGUUGUUGAUAUGGCUAACUCUUCUCUACCACUGGGCAGUCAAACAAACCCACAAGAUUUGUUGACCUCAUGCAUUACUAUAACAUCCCCUGUAAAAAAACAUCUUCCACCCAAGAAAAGGUUGUCAAUGGAAACUUUUCAGAGCAAUAAAGAUUUGGAAGUUGAUUCACAUUCUGCUUGCCAAACUUUGGAUCUCUCUAAAUCAAUAGCAAGCAAUGCUCAGGCAUCAAAUGAUCAGCAGCAACUUACAGAUCUAUUAACUAGUGAAUUACCACAUAGACUUACACCAACACAAUCAGGCUUGAGUACAGACAUUACUAAUUUGAAAUCAAUAAGUCAGUUAAAAAUUGAUAAAGUUCUAAAAAAGCUUCACAAAAACAAAAAAAGAAAAUUGAAUGUUGUCAAGAACCCUGUGUAACACGGAUUGGAUUUCACUUGUGGAUCAACCAACUCUAUAAAUGUCUUUUCUCACAAGAUAUUGGACAGGGGACAAGACUUUAAAUGUGAUAUUUUGCAUUUUUUGUAAAAUAUGUUUUCUACUGUUUUAUAUUCUUCCUUUAUGUUUAUGAUGUUUAUUAAUGUCUGAAGUCAGUAAUUCUCACAUCUGAUUAGCUAACCAUUUAUGAAAUAAAAGCUUGUUAUAUAAUCUUGGAAGAACCUAAACUAAGCAUUGCAGAUCAUUAUGAAAGGAAAAUCUCUCAAGAUUUGUCUUCCUCCAAGCAAUGCUUCUGUCGUUGAUUUAAAUCUUUCAGUCCAAAUGUCACUCCAAUUGUUGAAACUUUAAAAGUCAUUAGUUUUAUUUUAUUUUCUUCCAAAUUGUUUUUAAUUGCUUAAAAUUAAAUCUUGUAUAGGUUCCCUAUGUAAAACAUCCAGAUUUUUCACCCUUUUAACAUGUAUUGACUGAGAAUGAAUUGUUUAAACAGGUUUUUUAAAUCCUCUAUUUUCCUUAGGUUGAUUUUUCUGAUGGCAGUGACAUAGUAAUCAACUCAAUUUAAUCAUUUUGUGUUUUCAAAUAUAAUUUUUUUUUUUCCAAAUUGGAACAUAGAAUAUUUCCUAAAUCUAGUCUAGAUUUAGAUCCACUAGAAGUUUUCAUUUUUAAUGUAUUAGAUUUUGUAUGCAUGUCAUAAAAAUUAAAUUUGUCUUAAAUUAAAAGGGCAUGCAUUUCUCUUUUUAAGUAAUAUCAUGGUCUGAUAGAUAUUUUUGUUAAGAAACCCUCUUCCUGCAAUUUAAUGAUGGACUGCAAAUGGUUAUACUAAAUUGAGCUAUGCUACAAAACAAAUAGUGAUUCUUAAUUAGUACCAUACAUUAAUUUUUUUUUUGUAAAUAGUGUAUUGAUAAAAGUUUAUCUAUCUUAGCAAAUAACUAAGUUGAUUAGAGUCUGACUUCAAAACCAUAGCCAUUGUUUUAGUUUUGUGUACAGUCUGAGAACCACUGCUUUAGGAUGUACAUAACUGGGCAUUACAUUUGCUGUUCAUGAAUGAAUGGAUUGUACAUUCAUAGGUAACAAUUGUUCUGAUGUCAAUACUGUUCUUUGCAUGUCACAUUGGCUUAAGAAGGCUUAAUUUGACAAUGUUUAUUAAAAUAGUUCUACAUCAACUCAAAAUGUAUGUUCAG
This is a messenger RNA of Biomphalaria glabrata, 8666 nucleotides long. Its product is annotated as serine-rich adhesin for platelets-like. The coding region runs from base 568 to 7470 and encodes 2300 amino acids. Gene Ontology annotation, molecular function: protein binding. The transcript is spliced from 12 exons. NCBI's taxonomy places the organism in Eukaryota, Metazoa, Mollusca, Gastropoda, Planorbidae. The record is from RefSeq and is a predicted model, not a curated record.